GAACCCUCCAAAAGACAAACAAAACAAUGAGGAUUGAGGACAAAACCAACAUCAUGUUUUGUUGCCCAAUGCAAAGCUGCCUUACAAAAACCCCUUCAAGCCAACUACUUUAAUUCCAAUUCACUCAAUUUCCAACAAAAACCUUAGACCACCACACCAACUAUUACUAACCCCGCCUUUUUUACUCUUCUCAAAACUUUCCAAGGGUCUUCCAGGAUUUUGAUGAAUUUCAAAGCCCAUUUGGGGAUUCUAUAUUUCUCUGUUUGAUCAGCCCUUUUUUCCUGAGGAGAAUUUGAUCUACUUUUACUGUUUGUUUCAGGAGGGCCUGAGAUAUGAUUCCAGAGGGACCAUCCCCAGUGACUUCAUCACCACUUCAGUUCUUCCCCUGGAUGUCACCCUCUCCUGGUAUAGGAUCCCCUUUCCCAUGGCUAUGGGAGCUCAAACCUGAGGAGAGGGGUUUAUGGUUGAUUCGUCUUCUUGUUGCAUGUGCAAACCAUGUAGCUGCUGGUAGUCUUGAGAAUGCCAAUAUUGGCUUAGAGCAAAUAUCCCAACUUGCUUCUCCCGAUGGAGAUACCAUGCAAAGAAUUGCUGCUUACUUCACUGAGGCACUUGCUAAUAGAAUGCUUAAAGCAUGGCCUGGCCUUCACAAAGCCCUCAAUUCCACGAAAAUAUCAUCGGUACCCGAUGAAAUUCUUGUUCAAAAACUGUUCUUUGAGCUGUGCCCUUUCUUAAAACUUGCAUAUAUUAUCACAAACCAGGCCAUUGUAGAAGCUAUGGAGGGAGAGAAGAUGGUUCAUAUUAUAGAUCUAAAUUCCUGUGAGCCUGCUCAAUGGAUCAAUCUUUUUCAGACAUUUAGUGCAAGGCCAGAAGGGCCACCGCAUCUGAGAAUUACAGGCAUCCAUGAGCAGAAAGAGGUGUUAGAGCAAAUGGCACUUAGGUUGACAGAAGAAGCUGAAAAAUUGGACAUUCCAUUUCAGUUUAACCCAAUAGUUUGCAAGUUAGAGAAUCUUGAUUUAGAAAGUUUGCGUGUCAAGACCGGUGAAGCUCUUGCGGUCAGUUCGGUCCUUCAGCUUCAUUCUCUCCUGGCAACAGAUGAUGAGGUGCCUAGAAGGAACUUUAACUCCCCACCGGUGUCUAAGACCCGAGUUUUGCAGAUGACUCAACGUACUUUUGGAGAGUGGCUUGAGAAAGAACCAGCCCAUAUAUACAACCCAAGUUCUGACAUAGCAUCUUCUCCAUCAUCCCUAGCUCCAGCUCCAAAAAUGGGGAGCUUUCUAGCCGCUCUUCGGGCCUUGUCACCGAAAGUAAUGGUUGUAACCGAGCAGGAGUCCAACCAUAAUGGUCCUACUUUAAUGGAGAGGGUAAUAGAAGCAUUGAAUUUCUAUGCUGCGCUCUUUGACUGCUUAGAGUCUACGGUAUCAAGAGCACCAAUAGAGCGACAAAAGGUUGAGAAGAUGCUUUUCGGAGAGGAAAUUAAGAAUAUUAUAGCAUGUGAGGGUGGUGAGAGAAAGGAGAGACAUGAAAAGCUGGAGAAAUGGAUCCUGAGACUUGAAUUGGCCGGGUUUGGAAGGGUGCCAUUAAGCUACCAUGGCAUGUUGCAGGCAGGAAGGUUGCUGCAGACCAAUAACUACGAUGGUUAUAAGAUGAAAGAAGAGAAUGGGUGUUUGGUAAUGUGCUGGCAAGAAAGACCUCUAUAUUCAAUAUCAGCCUGGGGGUUUAGACGCUAGGAUUAUGACUCAUUUUAUUUAUGCCUGCCCUUUAUCCUGCUCCUAGGUGUCUCUUUCUUUCUUUGAUUGUAGUUUAAUAUGUAUGUAUAUGAAAGACUUUUUCAUUCUAUAGUUACUUGAGAAAAAAAUUUAAACA
Gossypium arboreum is the source of this 1863-nucleotide messenger RNA. Its product is annotated as scarecrow-like protein 3. The record is from RefSeq and is a predicted model, not a curated record. The transcript has 2 exons. Gene Ontology annotation, cellular component: nucleus. Gene Ontology annotation, biological process: regulation of DNA-templated transcription. Gene Ontology annotation, molecular function: sequence-specific DNA binding; DNA-binding transcription factor activity. Bases 333 to 1727 code for a protein of 464 amino acids. NCBI's taxonomy places the organism in Eukaryota, Viridiplantae, Streptophyta, Magnoliopsida, Malvales, Malvaceae.